AUGCUGAAGCCGGAGCAGCGCAGUGAAAAUGAUCUCAGUGUGGGGAAGACAGACGACCACCGAGCUCUGGGAAUCGUGUGGAAGUCAAGCCUGGACAAGCUAACGUACCGAGAGCAUGUUCCACCAGAAAUCGUGACCAAGCGGACAGUCAUGUCCACCGGGAUGUCGGUAUUCGAUCCCAUCGGCUACCUCUCGGGUUGGCUGCUACGAGGGAAACUUCUGCUGCAGCAACUCUGGCAACAAGGCAUCAGCUGGGAUGAAGGAGUUCCAGAGGAGUUGACAGCAGAGUGGCAGAAGUGGACGGAAGAGCUGAGGCGGAUUCAUGAUCUGCGCCUUCCAAGACACCUGUUCAACAACAUGUGUGUCAGCACAGUAGAGCUGCACAUGUUUUGCGACGCGAGCGAGAAAGGUUUCGCAGCUGUACUCUACUACAGAUGGAGAGCAGAAGACGGCGAGAUCAACGUCAGCUUUGUAGGCGCUAAGACACGAGUAGCGCCAGCAAAGAAGCUGACCAUUCCGAGGCUUGAACUGCAAGCUGCGGUUCUUGGGACUCGAAUGAUCGCCACUCUGAGGAGAGAAGCACGUGUUGAGAUCGAGUCGACAACCUGCUGGUCCGACUCAAAGAACGUCCUCGCCUGGAUACAGUCCUCUGCACGACGCUACCACGUUUUUGUUGCCAAUCGAGUGGCAGAAGAUCGUGACGUCACGAGGCCGGAGGACUGGCGGUACGUGCCUACUGAGCUGAAUGCGGCAGACGGCGCGUCCAGAGGACAAGACCUGGCGGAUCUGAAGCCUGCCAGGCCGUGGGUCAGUGGCCCAAAGUUUCUCCGAGAGGAGGAACACAACUGGCCAACUUCAGACGUUAAAGAACACGAAGUUUUGGCCAAUGAUCCUGAAACCAAGUCGGUUCUGGCGACCACCGUUCAGCCAGAACUGGAUCCGUCCGCCGCACGGCCCGACCUGAGCCGCUGUUCACGCUGGCUGGUGGCAGUGCGCACUAUGGCUACCAUUCGAAGGUGGCUGCUCCGGCACAGAGACGGCGUUACAGGCGAGUUCACACCCUGUGAGAUAGAAGAGGCUGAAAGAGCUUGGAUCAAGACGGUACAACACGAGCAGUUGGCGAGUGAGCUGAAGGACCUGAAAGCGGGCCGAGCAGUGAGAUCAAAGAGCAAGAUCGCUGGCUUAUCGCCCGUGCUGGUUGGUGGCAUAAUCUGCCUAGACAGCCGGAUCAAACGAUCACCGGAGCUGAGCCCAACCGCCCGACAGCCGCCCAUUAUGCUCCGAGGCCACCGCUACGUCGAGCUGUAUAUUCAGCAUCUACACGAACGGAUGGGGCACCGAGCCCAUGAAGCUGUCCUGACGGAGCUACGGCAGCACUGCUGGGUGCCGCAGGCACGGCAAGCUAUCCGAACGGUGGUCAGGAGAUGUCAGGCCUGCAGAGUGCGGAAGGCUCAGCCUCAUUCUGCCCAGAUGGCGCCACUUCCGGCAUCUCGGGUCACGAUGCUGCGAGGCGCCUUCUACGCCACAGGAGUCGACUUCUUUGGACCCAUCUGGUCAAAGAGAGGCCGCUCAGAUGUCAAGCUCUGGGGCGUCAUCUUUCGAUGUCUGGCGACCAAAGCGGUUCAUCUGGAGCUCACCGACAGCCUGGACACUCAGGCCGCGUUGAUGGCGAUAUCCAGGUUCCAGGCCAGACGAGGCAAUGUUCGCGAACUCUGGUCAGACAACGGAAGAAAUCUGCGCGCCGCGGAAAAAGAACUGAGACGCGUUCUCCAGGAGCUGGAUCAAGACGAGCUCCGACAGAAGUUAGGAGUGGAUAAAAUCGAAUGGAAGUUUUCCCCUCCGUCAGAUCCUGAGGCCGGAGGUGUCUGGGAAAGAAGAGUGAGGACCGUGAAGGAGACGCUGGCGGCGAUCUUGAAAGAGCACAAGCCUCGCUAUGAAGUUCUACUCACGCUGUUCUGCGAAGUCGAGAAAAUUCUCAACUCGACACCUCUGUUCCACGUUCCCGUGGACCCUGAUGAUGAUGACCCGCUCACACCAUUCCACUUCUUGAUAGGAAGGGCGACUCCAAGCUACCCAGCAGGAAAGCAGGAUGAACACGUGGACCUGAGGAAGCGAUGGGAGCACGCGCAGCAGCUAUCAGAUGCCUUUUGGCAGCGAUGGGUCAAAGACUACCUGCCGACGCUCGCGCGAAGACCCAAAUGGAGACAGCAUCACGCGAAUGUACAGGUCGAUGAAAUCGUCAUCAUCGCGGACAAUCGACACCCACGCGGACUUUGGCCGAAGGGUGUCGUGGUGAAGGUGCACAGUGGUGCUGAUGGCAUUGUGCGCUCAGCUGAGGUGCGCACGAAGCACGGAGUUCUGCAUCGUCCUGUGCGGAAACUCGUUAUACUUAGUGUCAUCCCACGACGGGACUAG
Messenger RNA from Amphibalanus amphitrite, 2415 nucleotides. RefSeq lists its product as uncharacterized. The record is from RefSeq and is a predicted model, not a curated record. Bases 1 to 2415 code for a protein of 804 amino acids. NCBI's taxonomy places the organism in Eukaryota, Metazoa, Arthropoda, Thecostraca, Balanomorpha, Balanidae. Gene Ontology annotation, biological process: DNA integration. The transcript has a single exon. Gene Ontology annotation, molecular function: nucleic acid binding.